Molecule: messenger RNA, 2590 nt
Organism: Fimicolochytrium jonesii
Lineage: Eukaryota; Fungi; Chytridiomycota; Chytridiomycetes; Spizellomycetales; Powellomycetaceae
Exons: 3
Coding region: 280-2439 (719 amino acids)
Source: RefSeq, a predicted model, not a curated record
CCUCAACUUGCCCUCAACUCCACGGUGAGAACUCCAGGAUACCAAACACUGGCAGCAGCGUAUAGUAUCAGACUAGCCGUGGACCAUAAUGCUAGUCCAACGCAGCAGGCCCCACGGUUGUUUAGAUCUAGAGGCGGCUCACCGCCAAGCGUACGUUGCGGCAUCACAAUGAUCCGCAAUGCCCCUCCUGCCCUGUUUAUAUGAGGGCGGCUCCGAAGGCCGUAUGUACGUUCUCCAUCCGCUGCCAGCAGGUGCGUCCGUCGAGAACUUACCUUCGCCAUGUCCAUUUUUUCCAACGUCCUCGUCCUCGACGUUUCAGCGGGUACAGGCGCAGCCCUUGUUCAGGCCGUCGUCACCAUUAUUGGAUGGGCCCUCUGCUUGAUAAUGGUGACCGCUCUCACUAUGUACCUUGCCGAUAGUAGAGUCUCUGCCAGACAGCUUUCUCUGGCGUCGAUUCUGAGUGGAACCAAAGGCUCCCCGGCAAUCGUUGGCAUACGAGCUUUCAUAACCUGGGAAGUCCAUCGAACCCCCAUUCACCUAUUCUUGCUCGUGACGGCUUUGAUGUUGGCGGCCGUUCCACUCCUGCAAACUGUCGCCCAGCUUGGUGUUGGUACCGUUACGCGUUUACGGCAGAUCGACCGCAAUGACGGAUCUGUCUUCCUUUCCAACGGUUACGGGAGCUCUUCGUUGUUCGACCCGCGAACCGACAAUGGCACUGCUGUAGCACCCACGAGCUGUCGCGCAAAUUCCACGGACCACAGUUGCGACUACCAGUUUUUUGACGAGCUGAGCAACCCUUGGCAGUGGGAUCACCCUCUCAGCGGGUUUACGUACCGUGCACUCAAAAGACAGGUCUUUCCUGGAGAGGAUAACUUCAUUGCCAGGCCGCUUUCCCUGCGAAGGAUUCUGAAGGAUGAGGACGGCACUAUCAUCGACGGCCUACUGAAAUUGCCCGAUGCUGAGGGUGUCAUCAGUAUCCCAGCAUUGGAAACCCGAGAGGGCUCCCAGACGAACAUCACCGAAGCCAUCUAUGGCGCACCGACGACAGUGGUGCGCCCCACGUACUCGUGUGUAGAUACUCACAUUGUCGGGAUGACAUUUUACGAUGGAACUGGUAUCAGGAUACAGACGAGACCCGGAGAAGGCUUCGUUCGGCACGCCCAACCCACCGGAGAUCCAGCUGUGAUUCAAAUCUUGGAAGACGUCCGGACUGCUCUGCACACUAUAAUAUCCAACAGCAGUAACCACAAAAACCCCGGCUUUGCGUAUAAGGACGUAAUUUUCAUCAACACGACGAUAACCCCUCUGAACGCCAUCGACAUGGACAGCCCUUUCCUAAACUCGCCUCUCAAUGACUCAGCGCCGAUGAAUCGUGCCCGGGUAGAAUGCGACAACCGUAUCCAAAAGCUUCUGACCGGGGCCGAGAGAGCAGCGCCCAUAAGAGAUCCGAUCUGCGUUCUCAACACGUUCACUUUCGAGCUUCUCACCGACGGGCUUGUCUUUCCGGCCUACAAAACGGUUCUCUGUGCCCCGGGAAUCGAAGUGGGCCGCGCCAAACCCAAAUUGACCUGCGCUGACCCGCGAUGCCAGAAGUACCGGAAGAUCCACCUUGAUUAUAUCCCUACGCGGUUGGAACGGGACGAUUUUCCUUUUAAUAGUUCUUAUUACAUUUACUACCGGAAUACCACCAUUGUCGAAGACUCGAAAGGGAAGGCUUUGAACUAUUACGGAAACCUAGCCCCGGCUGAGGACUGGCUGGAAUUUGGAGCGCUCGUCGCUCAGGCACCUUGGCACGUCUGGAAGUUGCUGCAUCGGCGACAGGCGCUCAAGUACGACGCGUCGAUCAUCGAGAUGGAUUCGCGAAUGCCAAUCACGGCCCUGCUGAAUCUUACAACGAGCGUUAUUGAACUCGACACGUUCAGUACGGCCAUCCGAAACGCAUGGGCAGACGGCUUCCUCAUGAACUUGCGCGGAACGAACGCUAAUAGCUCGACCAUCGGGACGUGCGCGUCGUGCAUUACCGCCGUGGAAUCUCGCAUCGAGUUCUCGUACGAUCUUCGGUACGGAGCCGCAUUGAUCUUGUUGCUGCUCCUUGCUAUCGUCCUCGCGGCAUAUGCGUACGCCACCCACGUACCCUCCUCCAAUCCCUCAACAGUGUCCGCCAACCCAAAAACGAGGAGCCGAUACCGAAAAGCGGUUCGACUGCAACGCAAACUGGACGUCGGGAGGUACAUUACGAGUAACGAUUGGCACGCCCCGUCGUACGACAAGAGCUGGACGAAGUGGGCGGAAGCUGAGGGACGGAUAAGUGAGUUGGAUCUGGCGGACAAUGCGUCGCACAUGCCGGCGCACUCGACUCCACACGAUCAAGGAGCCCCGUGGGUCCCGGCGGGCACGCACGUUCACGACUCGAAUGAUCCGAAGGUGGACGAGCCGUGAUCGUUAAGGCGUAAACACCAUCAUUUGCAGAGUAGAAUAGAGUAGGGGUAGUAUUGCAGAGUAGAAUGUACGAUCACUGGUUCGCAUGCCUGGAACAUGGACGGUCGUUACCCCUCCCCUCGCAAGAAGGAAAUCACGCUCCUGAAAAGCA